This is a messenger RNA of Magallana angulata, 1722 nucleotides long. RefSeq lists its product as uncharacterized. Lineage: Eukaryota; Metazoa; Mollusca; Bivalvia; Ostreida; Ostreidae. Gene Ontology annotation, cellular component: membrane. The coding region runs from base 51 to 662 and encodes 203 amino acids. The transcript has 3 exons. The record is from RefSeq and is a predicted model, not a curated record.
GGUGUUGACAUUCCAGGUAGAUGAUCUAAUGGAGGCGAUUUGAAAACAAAAUGGCGAAGUCUGUGAUCGCCUUGGGUUUUUCGAUAGUAGCUUUCACCUUUAUGGUGGUAUCUUUCGCCAGUCCUUACUGGGUGGAGUCAUUCACUAAAGCAGACAGUCGCUUCGUGAAGGCGGGACUUUGGGAAUUUUGUUUCAAUGAUUACACGUUUUGGAAGGACUACAAUGGAAAACGCUACAAGGGUUGUUGGUACAUCUUCUCCGAUCAGUAUCGUGUGAUUUGGGAAUGGCUCUCGCCACCGUGGUUCAUCGUGUGUCAGGUGAUCGCCAGCACCUGUAUCCUGUUCCAGUUCAUCACCACGAUAAUCCUCAUCCUUCUUGUUCUGAACUAUUUCCCGGAAUAUCUCCACGAGGUCAUACUGAUGGGUGGCAGCUUUGUGUACUUCUUUAUAGUGGUCCUAAUCCUUAUUCAGGCGAUUAUCUUUGGAAUUAAGAAGGAGGAUCGUCAGUGGGUUCCGCGCCCCGACCAGAAUUAUCUGUCUUGGGCCUAUGGAUUCUUCAUCAUCUCCGCAUUCUUCACGCUCUUCUCCGCCAUAACUCUCGUCCUGGCAUCCCGAGAUUUCAAGCGGAAGUUAAAACAGGAUUAUCCUGACCGGAGAUACUGAGAGACACACAGACAAAACAGACAUUGUAUGUUAUCUCAACUAUGCAAGAAGAAAGAAUUUAUAAACAGUUUUGUGUGAGUGGUAUACCAAUCCAUAUUUAUCAUUUUUCUGAAAUGUUUGGAGGAUCAGUUAUCCUUCAUGUAAAAUUAUUAUACAGCAUGAAUUCAAAAGAAUUUUUUUUAGAGAUUUACAUAAGAAAUUUAUGAAAAAAAAGGCAGAAAGCAAAAAUUAUUAAUUAAGGUGCCUGAGCUACAGCUAAAGCCUGAAUGAAUGAAAGCAUGUAUGUAUGUUUUUUAUGACUUCACCAUUCAUUGUAAAUACAUAAAUAUGACAUGUAUAAAACAGUGCCAUUGUUUGUAAGGAACCAGUUUAUCCCAUUGUUUGUAAGGAACCAGUUUUAUAGCCAUGCGACUUUUAUAUUGACUCAAAUCCUGUAUAUGAUAUCUGUUGAUAUAUUUUGUAUGCAAUGACUUCUCUUUGUAUAGACUUAUAGAGUUUUAUACCUCACAUUCCAAUCAUCUAGCUAUCAUUGAUUCCUCUUGCUGUAUGAUCAGCCAUUGGAUUAUCUCAUUAUUUUUUAAUUCAUGAAUUAUCUGCAUUCUAUCAUUGGUUGUUCUACAUUUUAAAUUGUUUUUUUUUAUAGAGGAAAUGUCAUAAUUUGAAUAAACUGGAUAAUAUCGACAGAUUUUCUGUUUAAAGAUCUUUGCAUCCAUUCUGAGUGAUUUUGACAAUUGUUAAUGUACGAAUGAUGCACAGGGACCAAGCCUGUUUUAGCAUUAAUUUUAAUGUAACAUUGAAAUUAAAGUUAAAAAGGACUUGGUCCCUGUGGAAAGAUGGACAAAUGAAGAGAUCAGUAGAUUAAGUUCUGUUGAUGAGUCUAACAAUAUAUAUGUAUUGUAUGAUCAAUUCAGAGGAAACCUCUCUCCUUCAUCCAUAUAAUUGAUUUAUUUGUAUAAUGUUAAUCAGUUGUCUGAUAUUUAUAUAUACCUGUAGUAUCCAUAUAUUUUUUCAUUUUUAUGAUACAUUUCCCAUGAGAGACAAUAAAGCAUUGAUAACUAUG